AGUCAGUCAGUCAGUCAAACAAGUCUAACAGGCAAUGCGGGCCCACAUAAUACCGUGGCUGCCGAACUCGCGGUAAAGUAGUUUGACACGCACGUGUUCGAACCGGGUAACGACACAGUGUGUCUUUCUUUAACUGUUUUUGCGGUUACCUUUUUAAAUUGAAGAAAAAGAAGCGGAAAGAAAGAAAAAGAGGAAGCAAGAGACAGAGAGAGAGAGAAAGAGAAUGAGGAAAGCGAAGAUGAUACUAAGAACAGUCCCUGGGGGCAUCGUCCUUUUCCUCCUACUUAGCGGAUCGAUCGCUGCUCAGGACGACGAUUCUUUGGCUGGCACUUUCUUGUCAGGUCUAUUAGAUUCCAUAACAAGUACAGCCAACAGUGCAGACUGCCCAGGUGUGUGUGUACACGCAUUUGCAACGUUAAUAUGUUACGAAGUUCUUGAAGAUGUAGAGUGCCCUACUAGUAUGCGAUGUUGUAUCGAGGCACCUAUAAAUGGUACCGGAACUUCUGAAAGUGCCGCCCCUCCUCAUGGCGAUGACUCUACUUCAACUAUUAUCACUACCGUUAAGACAACGACAACUACGAGCACAACAACACCUUCAACAACUACAGCACUUACGACCGUAUCUUCAACAACUUCCGUAAAAGCUACUUCUGAAAAUCAGAAAGAAGCAGUGAAUAAAACAUCAUCAAAAACGUGUUCAGGAAUUUGUAUGGCAGAGAGAAUUGCCGAUUACUGCGAUGCGGUUCUGGUAAUAGACACCCUUUGCAAGCCAGGAUAUAAAUGUUGCGUAUCCAGAGAUGCGUUUGGGGAUUCACCUCCUCCGGAACUACUAGUCAUUGACCGAACGAAUUCAAGUCGCAUCGAUGAAAAGACUGGUCUCAAUACAUCUUACAAAGGUUCUUCGCCUUUUACAACUGUAAGAUCAAAUAUGAUUACUUCUACGAGCAUAGCUAGCACUACGAUAGCAACGACUACUACGAUAGCGAAACAACCAACAACUACGACAAGACCAAAGAUUACGGUGAGAAAGCCGUGUAAAGGUGAAUGCGUUAGUGGCUUCUUCGCUCUUUUAUGCGAUAAAGUGGAUGGAGAAGCUGAAUGCCCCGAUGAUGGAUCUUGUUGCGUUAUCGACGCUUUCUUAAAAACUGAAACGACAACAACAACGACGGUUGGACCAACCACGAAACCGCCGGAACCAAAAUUACAACCAUGUCCCGGAUUUUGCUUGUUAACCAUUAUGGCAGCCUUCUGUGAACGGCCAAACGCAAUAAUAGCGAAGACUUCGACUUGUCAAUCCGGAUAUAUUUGUUGUGACAACACGAAAAGCUCGCCGCAGACACCAAGGCCAAGGCCAAGGCCCACACCGAGACCAUCGAUUACUACAGUUUCUUUACCACGAGACACACGCGCAGAGUGUCCUGGAUCGUGUAUUGUUUCCUAUUUAUCAUUCACUUGUUUCAGAAACGCUGAAUUGACGAAUUUGUUUAAAUGUAAGAAACAAGGGCAUCAAUGUUGUGCUCCAAAAUCAUUGAUACGAGAAAUCAACGGUGGAAAUUCUAGCGAAGCAAUUUUGACUAAUAGAAAUGACACCAUGUAUGUUACUUCGAGGCCAUACACAACACCAUUUACAACAGCUAUAUAUGAAACAACAACGAUGAUGACAACUAUGAGAAGCCCCGUGUACAGUAAAUACGUGUGUGGUGUAAAAGGAACCUCCCGCGGACCGAUUCAAGCACGUAGUCUUGAAAGAGGAGCACGCGUUGUCGGAGGGGAAGAUGCAGAUGCCAAUGAAUGGUGUUGGCAGGUUGCCCUGAUUAAUUCCUUGAAUCAGUACCUCUGCGGUGGUGCACUCAUCGGCACGCAAUGGGUCUUGACAGCUGCACACUGUGUAACAAAUAUUGUACGAUCUGGGGAUGCGAUUUAUGUAAGGGUAGGUGAUCACGAUUUGACGAGAAAAUAUGGAAGUCCUGGUGCUCAAACUCUGCGAGUGGCAACCACUUACAUUCAUCAUAAUCAUAACAGUCAGACUCUUGAUAACGAUAUAGCGCUAUUAAAGCUUCAUGGACAAGCAGAGCUUAAGGACGGUGUUUGCUUAGUAUGUUUACCUGCACGAGGGGUUAGUCAUACAGCUGGUAAACGAUGUACCGUCACUGGUUAUGGAUAUAUGGGAGAAGCUGGUCCUAUCCCGCUUCGAGUACGAGAAGCUGAGAUACCAAUUGUAAGCGACGCAGAAUGUAUACGUAAAGUGAACGCCGUAACUGAAAAAAUUUUCAUCUUGCCAGCAAGUAGUUUUUGCGCUGGUGGCGAACAAGGAAACGAUGCAUGUCAGGGCGACGGUGGAGGUCCUUUAGUAUGUCAAGAUGACGGAUUCUACGAAUUGGCUGGACUGGUGUCAUGGGGUUUUGGCUGCGGAAGAUUGGAUGUUCCUGGAGUUUAUGUCAAAGUUUCGGCGUUCAUUGGUUGGAUCAACCAAAUUAUUUCCGUAAAUAAUCUUUAGCUUUUUUAUGUU
Molecule: messenger RNA, 2509 nt
Organism: Bombus huntii
Lineage: Eukaryota; Metazoa; Arthropoda; Insecta; Hymenoptera; Apidae
Gene: mas
Product: protein masquerade
Exons: 11
Coding region: 224-2497 (757 amino acids)
Biological process (GO): proteolysis
Molecular function (GO): serine-type endopeptidase activity
Source: RefSeq, a predicted model, not a curated record